Messenger RNA from Penicillium diatomitis, 975 nucleotides. Its product is annotated as S-adenosylmethionine-dependent methyltransferase. Lineage: Eukaryota; Fungi; Ascomycota; Eurotiomycetes; Eurotiales; Aspergillaceae. The coding region runs from base 1 to 975 and encodes 324 amino acids. The record is from RefSeq and is a predicted model, not a curated record. The transcript is spliced from 3 exons.
AUGGAUACUGCCAUUGCCGAGUUUCUCGCCAGAACGGCCAGUGAAGAGGUCGUUGAUGUCGAAGAAGAGGCCUUUUACCUAUUCAGCCAAGAAAUCUCGACCCCCAAUCUAGGGUUCGUAGACUCGCGCGCUCCGACCCUGGACGUACAAAUCGGUGGCAACGAGUAUACAGUUCACCAAUCGCCGAGUCUACUAAGCUCAUCUCGUGCCGGAGGUACUACUGGUGCCGGUCACCCUAGCAACCCUCUCUGGAUGCAUUCUCUUCUCUCCGAACAUUCGGUCGUCGCCGAACUAGGCUGCGGCAUCUCCGCACUCGUCGCCCUCGCCCUCUCCCCUUCUGUACAUCACUACCUCGCCACAGAUCAGGAAUACGUCCGACGGCUCUUCCGAACCAACAUCGAAGCUAACAGCUCCGUCUCACGAGUCACCCCAGCAGCAGCAGGCAAGUCCAAAGGCUCCAAACCCAAACACAGCGGCAAACCACCUCCAAAGGGGAAACCCAUUGCUCAGCCCUCAGCCAGUAAUAUCACAUUCACCACGUUAGACUGGGAGCACGAUCAGCCAGCGCGGUUGAAAGCGUGUAUUCGCUCCGAGUCCACGGGUCGUGGUGUCUCGGCCCGAGAUGAAAGAGAAAAAGUUGGCGACGACGAAGAUCUCGGCUUCGACCUUCUGCUUUCAUGUGACUGUGUGUACAACGAUGCGCUUGUUGCCCCCUUUGUGCGUACUUGUGCGGAGAUCUGCCGUCUGCGGCCGUGUUUCGAUUCUUGGGGGAGUCGAGGGCCGCAGGCGGCCGGUCGACCGACGGUUUGCAUCGUCGCGCAGCAGCAGCGAGCGCCGGAUGUGUUUGAGACAUGGUUGCGAGAGACAUUACGCGAGUUUCGGGUGUGGAGGCUGAGUGAUGAAGUGCUGGGUGAUAGACUGAAGGGAGGGACGGGGUAUCUGGUUCAUUUGCUGCUUGCCAGAGCAGACAAUUGA